Messenger RNA from Liolophura sinensis, 2563 nucleotides. Its product is annotated as dnaJ homolog subfamily C member 28-like. The record is from RefSeq and is a predicted model, not a curated record. NCBI's taxonomy places the organism in Eukaryota, Metazoa, Mollusca, Polyplacophora, Chitonida, Chitonidae.
UUUUCUUUUCUGUUGCAGGAGAGAUGGUUAAAUAGUCCUUGAUAUGUGAAUAGAGUGUGGCUGCCAUUUUCUUCCAAAAUGCUGAGUUACUGCACAAAGCCUGCCUGUUUACUCAGCCACAGAGCCUCGUGUGUUCGGCCUGGGUUACUGCUGCUGACUAAACAAGGUCAACCAGUGCCUCACACCUCAGAUAUGCACACUACUACCAGCCAUGGGAUCAGUGUUAAAAUACAGGACCCUCUGGCAGAUUGUUAUGCGAUGCUAAAUCUGCGGGAGGGAUGUAACUCUGCUCAGCUGAGAGAUGCUUACAUUCGCAUGGCCAAGAGUUAUCACCCAGAUAGUGGAGCGGAGACAGCAGAUCCAGUCAUUUUCAAAACUUCACGAGCUUACGGGACAAUAAAGGAGAGGCUUGCUGAAAUGGGAGAGGGAACGGACGGGGAAGUAGAGGAACCUCAGGUCGUGUUUGACAUUUGCAACACCGCUCCGCAGCACAGGCAGUACCUCAACUUUGAGGGUAUAGGGUUUGGCACACCCACACAAAGAAUGAAGCAGUAUCAACAGCACCGUGUUGGCAAGGCGACAGAGAGCAUCAGCGACUUGCGUGUUCAGAAGAUUGCUGUGCAGUACGAGGACGCCUUGGUGGUGAAGGAUAAACAGGCUAUGAAAACCCACAAAACACAGAAUUUCAUGGACCGCCUGGUUGAAGAUUUGAUCAAAGAGUCGAUAGAGAAAGGUGAUUUUCAGGACCUGCCAGGGACUGGAAAGCCACUGGUGGAUCAUGCAGACAGGAAUCCCAUUGUGGAUUAUACCACUCACAACCUCAACAAGAUCCUCAUCAAUGAUGGCUUCGCUCCUGAGUGGAUCACCCUGGAGAGAGAAAUCCGGCAAGAGAUACGACAUUGUCGAGAAACUUUGGCAAAAGAAAGGAAUUACUUAGGAUCGCCUCCCUUGUCUGGCCAGAACCACAAUCGCUGGGUGCACCAUUCCAAGAACUUCCGACGGACCAUCGAUGAUAUCAAUGCAAAAAUACACAAGUACAACAUGGUUGUGCCUUACCUGCAGAAGCAAAUGGUUGAAUAUAACAAGGAAAAGGAAGUACAAACCAUUUUUGAAAACUGGGAAAAGUUUCUCCCAAGGUAAAAGAAGAGGAUAGGCCAAGAUCAACCAUUUACAGCUAUCCUUCAGUCAAGCAUGAGAAGAUAAACUCGGUAGAUGUUUGGAAGAAUAUAAAGGCAAUGUUCUCAACAUAAUAUUAGAUAUUAGAUGACAAUACGCAUGUUUCAAGAUAUGACGUCACGACGACAGAGUGACGUCCCUUUAUGAUACAACGUCUUCACUUUACGGCACGGUAGGGCCAAUCUGGUAAUUUUAACAUGGACUGGUAUGUAGAAUAUAGAGAAGUAAUUGAAAGGGUUACACUGAUCUUCUGAAUUGUGUUCAGGGGUGAAUUAGCGUUCCCCAAUAUUGCACAAAAAAUGAUGUUCUGUCAAUACUUUGAUCUAAACACGAUCACUGCCAUGUGAAAAGAUAGGCAAGUAGCCCUAUUGCUCCGUAAAGUGGCAAAGUCUUUUUGCACGGAGACGUCAUUCUGUUGUCGUAAUGGCGUAACUCGAAAACUGCGUAUUGAGUCCUGCAUAUCUCUGCUUUGGCAGACCAUCAUUUUAGGCUAUUCAGGGAAUGACUUACUAGUAAUUGUGCUGGAUCGAAGAAAGGUUUGACAACAAAGUUCAGUUCUAGUGGUCUAUGUCUUAGUUGUGACUAUACUUUUUAAGUUAUUGAACUACAUUGAUAUAUUUUGUCACCUGCAGGCAUUGGGAACUGCUAGCUGUGUAGCAUUGUUAAAGGUUAAAACUUGAUUGAUUUGUUGAUGGUUGAAAAAAUGUUUAUAGAAAUGAUAGGAUAUUGAAUGGUAUUUGAAUGUGCUACAAAUAUUGUUGGAACAUCUGUACAAGUACAUCAUCACAACAAAGGUUUUUUUUUCACCUCAUCAUACUGCAGUACUUUGUUUGUGACCCUACAGUUUACUUACUAAAUGAUGAGUAUUCCUGAUGAUAACCAUUGGGUAUAUGGUACUACUGUUCUGCAAACAAGUGCUUAAGAAGUGUCUUCAGUCGUAGUGUUGAUAUGUUGCUAAACAAAAAGUGUGGAAUUAAGCCUUCAUUUUUGUUUUUGAUCAGGUGUGUGAUUAUAACAUUCCUUGCAGAAGACUAGGAAUGUAAUUUGCACACCUAAAGUCCUUCUUGCCCAGACUGCUGUAAUAAAGAGUGUGAAGGUUUGGGGUGCGGUAGUACACCUGAAGAUCAAAGGAUAUUUAUUGUGAGAUUUGGGAAUGUCUUCUCAUAGACACAUGAAAACAGGUGAUCAGUGAGAAGGAAACGCUUCCUAUCUCUUGAUUACGUCCCCUUAGCUAUGAAUUCCAGUGUAUUUAUGCUUGUUAUUCAGUAGGGUGGAUUGUCUCCCUUUGUUAUGACUGCGAUAUUAUUAAAGAUUGUUGCACUAACUUUAUUCUUCACUUUUUAUAAGGUGUUGUCCGUGAACAUCAGCAGGGUAGGUCACUCACUGA